Neurospora tetrasperma FGSC 2508 is the source of this 1766-nucleotide messenger RNA. RefSeq lists its product as uncharacterized. The coding region runs from base 13 to 1557 and encodes 514 amino acids. The record is from RefSeq and is a predicted model, not a curated record. The transcript has 3 exons. Gene Ontology annotation, cellular component: mitochondrial outer membrane. NCBI's taxonomy places the organism in Eukaryota, Fungi, Ascomycota, Sordariomycetes, Sordariales, Sordariaceae. Gene Ontology annotation, molecular function: kynurenine 3-monooxygenase activity; FAD binding; NAD(P)H oxidase H2O2-forming activity. Gene Ontology annotation, biological process: NAD+ metabolic process; L-tryptophan catabolic process; quinolinate biosynthetic process.
CAAUUUCGAAAAAUGGAGGAGAGAAAGCAAAAGGUCGUCGUUGUCGGUGCUGGCCCGGUCGGGUCAUUGGCUGCUCUUUAUGCGGCCAACCGUGGUCAUGAUGUUGAGAUUUAUGAACUGCGCGGUGACCUCCGUGAUCCCUCAACAACACCACUCAACUUCACCAGAUCCAUCAACUUGGCCCUCUCAGAACGCGGCCUCAAAGCUAUGCGCCAUGCCAACCAGCCAAGACUCAUCGAUUAUGUCAAAGGGGUGACCAUCCCCAUGAGAGGCCGCAUGAUCCACGGCAAGCGACCAGAUGGAAAAUUGUAUGAGGAGGCUCAAGACUACGACAUCCAUGGACGGAGCAUCCUCGCCAUCGACCGUGGCGACCUGAACAAGCGCCUCCUCGACAUGCUCGAAGAGAUGCCCAACGUCACCUUCUUCUUCAACCACAAGCUCACCGGCGCCGAUUUCAAGCGGAACAAGGCCUGGUUCGAAGACCGAGACGAGAGCACCUCCAACCCACGAGACCGAGCCCGCGAAAUCGAGGUCGACUUCGACUUUAUGAUUGGUGCCGAUGGCGCCCACUCCGCGGUCCGCUACCACCUGAUGAAGUUUUCCCGCAUGGACUACCAGCAAGAGUACAUCGACACACUCUGGUGCGAGUUCCAGAUCGCCCCAUCAUCAUCAGCCAAGUCCAAGUUCAGGAUAUCCCCCAACCAUCUACACAUCUGGCCCGGCAAGGAAUUCAUGUUCAUCGCCAUCCCAUCCAACGACGGCUCCUUCACCUGCACCCUCUUCGCCCCCGCCGCCAUCUACGAGCAACUCGAAGAAGCCGCCAGCACCACCACCGGCGGCACUUCUUCCUCUUCCAUCCCAGACUUCUUCGACAAGCACUUCCCCGGCGUCACCUCCCUCAUCACCCCCGCCGACCUCGUGUCCCAGUUCCAAACCAACCCCCACCUCCCCCUUAUCAGCAUCAAAUGCAAACCCUACCACUUUUCCUCGUCCGUCGUCAUCGUCGGCGACGCCGCCCACGCCAUGGUCCCCUUUUACGGACAGGGCAUGAACGCUGGCCUCGAAGACGUGCGCAUCCUGUUUGACAUUCUCGACAAGCACGACCGCAUGACCAACGACGACAGCAGUCUCGAGGCGUCGCAGCGGGAGCUUGCGCUGGCCGAGUACAGCGCCGUGCGCGUGGCGGAUGCGCACGCCAUUAAUGAUUUGGCGCUGCAGAACUACAUUGAGAUGCGGUCGUCGGUGCUGUCGCCCGUGUAUAGGUGGCGCAAGGCGCUGGAGGAGUGGCUGAGUGUCUAUGUGCCGAGUCUGGGGUGGCAGACCAAGUACUCGCGGGUGUCGUUUGGGAAUGAGAGGUAUUCGGAGGUGGUGAAGAAGAGUGAGCGUCAGGGACAGGUGUUGCUGCGCAGUUUGGUUGGUGGUGUUGGUCUGCCGAUGUUGGCUGGUGGCUUGUUCCUGUGGUUCAGGUAUAAGGGCGCGUUGGGCCGGGCGGCGUACGGGGUGUUUUAUAACUUUAUGGGGAUGGUGUGUAGGACGAUUCAUGGGAGGAGGCGGUAAACUGGACGUCCUUUCUUGAGGCUGGUGGUGAAGAAUUGAGAAAGGAGGGGGUCGUGUACGAUUCGGGUGUAGCAUUGGCAAAUGGUUCUGAAAUAGCAAGUUUGUUGCAUCUUGAGAUGGUGAGCUUUUCGGUUGUCGCUUAGAACAGCUGAUGUCUCGUACGCAGGCCGGACCGAUCCUUUAAUAGAAUGCUCACGAAUAAGUUCAAC